AGUCUUGGAAAUGAUUUUGUAGAUGACGUUGCAUAAACUUAUUGGUCUAAAAUCUCCCAUACCGUUUGGAACCUUAAUCUUAGGAAUUAAUGUGAUGAGUGAAUGAUUAAAGGAUUCCAUACUACAUCCAUCAUUGAGAAAGCAUAUAGGGUACUUUUUAAUUUAUAAUAACAAGUAUUUUACUAAAAUUAAAUAAAUAAAUAAAUAAAAACUAGUCUAAAAUUCUCUUUUUAUGUUUCUUUUAUGUAAUUAAAUAAGAUUUUUCUUUAUAUUUAGGAACCGUCAUCAAAAACGGUUCCGUUUCAAACGAUAAAACCCAUUUUAAAUGAAGGAUUCGUGCCUCUUCACUUUCUCAUCCACGUACGUUGCAUUAUAUAAUCAUAUAUAUAUACCCAAAUAAAAAUGUAUAUUACAUGUAUAUAAAUACAUUGCUAAACUAUAAUCUCAUAUAAUCAUCAAAUCAAAGAUUCAAAUAUGCCUACUUCCUCUUUCUUCUUCUCAAUCAUCCUCUACGUCUUCCUCCUCCUCAUCUCUCUCUCCACUUUCACCGAUGGCACUGAACUUAUUUUAGUGAACAACUGCAAGGAAAGCAUAUGGCCGGGACUACUAGCCACGGAGGGCCACCCAACUCCAAACGGCGGCGGAUUCCUCCUCAAGAGCGGUGAAGAGCAAGCCCUUCAACUCCCGGACAACUGGUCAGGUAGAAUCUGGCCAAGACAAGGCUGUUGUUUCGAUCCAACAACUGGAAGAGGUGAAUGCCAAACAGGAGACUGCGCCGGCCUCCUCCAAUGCUCCGGCACCGGCGGCAAACCUCCGACGACAGUCAUUGAAAUGACGUUGGGGACACCGAGUUCAGAUCUGCACUACUAUGACGUUAGUCUUGUGGAUGGAUUCAACGUGCCGGUGUCGAUGAGGCCGGUCGGAGGUGGCGGCGGAAGUUGCGGGGUUGCUGGUUGCGAGGCUGACCUGAAUGAGUGUUGUCCGAAGGCUCUGAGGGUGGCGCGUGGAGGGAAAGUGGUGGCGUGCAAGAGUGCUUGCGUGGCGGCGAAUUGGUCGGACAGGUACUGUUGUAGAGGGGAGUUUGGAAAUGCGGAGCGUUGUAAGCCGACGGUUUAUAACCGUUUGUUUAAGGCUAUUUGCCCGAGAGCUUACAGUUAUCCGUAUGAUGAGUCAACGGGUCUUAAUUCUUGUACGGCUUCUCCUUAUGUCAUUACAUUUUGCCCACCUAUAACUACUCCUUCCUAAUUAAUAUAAAGUUUUUUUUUUCCUUUUUUAAGUUUUGGUUAUAUUUUGGAUUAAUUAUAUUUUCAUAUUUUAAUUUGAAAAUUUUAU
Molecule: messenger RNA, 1332 nt
Organism: Cannabis sativa
Lineage: Eukaryota; Viridiplantae; Streptophyta; Magnoliopsida; Rosales; Cannabaceae
Product: thaumatin-like protein
Exons: 2
Coding region: 475-1245 (256 amino acids)
Biological process (GO): defense response
Cellular component (GO): extracellular region
Source: RefSeq, a predicted model, not a curated record